CUGUUGUCACCUUACUUAAGCCGAUUAAGGUUUAGUUUCUUAAAGGUAGCAAAAAAAGGGGAGGGGAGUAUAUCAAGGACCGUGGACAUUAUUUCUUGCAGACAAUUGUCUGCUUUUGUUUAAUCACACCGGUGGUUCGAUAAAAGGAUCGCCUGAUGCCAAAUGAGAGAGGUGAAUGGCUGACUUCGUGUAAGAUGGGUUUUACUUGAUUUGAUCGCUGGAUGGCGCCAAGAUCACACGACAGAGUCUGCGCAGUCAGCCCACGUGUUGGGAGCUUCCUUGUUGAAGCGUUGUCUUCGUCAACAAGCUGAACGAGCUGGUUUGAAGUGUUUCUAAACUAUGGAUGAGUUACCUGCGGACCUAAGAGAGUUCCUCCUGAAUCACCCCUUUCUUCAGCUCACAGGCGGUAAAAAGAUCAAAUGUACUUUAAAUGGCCACGAGAUUCCCUGCAAAUUGGCCGAGCUGCAGAAGUUCACUGAGGGGAAGAAAUAUGAGAAACUGAGUGCUGCAGCAGAGUUCAACUACAGCCAGUAUGAGCCGCACAUCGUGCCAAGCACAAAGCAACCCAAUCAGCUCUUCUGUAAGCUGACCCUUCGGCAUCUCAACCGGCAGCCGCACCACGUCUUAAGGCACGUCAACGGAAAACGCUUCAAGAAAGCCCUCUCUAAAUAUGAAGAAUGUGUGAAGCAGGGGAUUGAAUUCAUUCCAACCAGACUGACGCAGAAAAGGCCCAGAAACACUGAAGAGGAGGGCAGUCGAGGAAACCCUUCCAAGCAUUCAAGCAGCACGUGGGAACCCUCAUCCAGUGAUGACGGUCAUAGUGACUCUGAGGACAGCAUGAGCGACCUCUACCCCCCCUCCAUAUUCACUUUGAAAAACCAAGCAGAAGAAAGUAUGGAGGACGGAAGGAAAGAGGAGGAAGAUGACUUUCAGACAGAUGAGGAUGAAGAAAUGGAGGUUGAAAAACAGGCGGUGCAGAAACGCAAAAAGGCUCAGGGUGGUGGAUUUCACAAGAAACAAAGAAAUAACAGCUGGAGAUCAAGCAAAAUGAAAAAGAAACACAGAAAAGCCCAAAAUGGAAAGUAAAAUCCAAACCCCCAUAUGAAGAGUAUUUUUAUAUACCCUGCCACGACAUCUAGUUUGGAGUGUUAUUCCUGUGUCAGAAUCAGCCUGUGACCCUUCAACAUCUAUUACGCGAGGAUGUUUUUGGUUCCUGAGUUCCACUGGUCCAACAAAGGCUGAUUUACAUGAUGCAUAGAAAAUGUGUUUAAAAGUUCCUUUGGACUGGAUAAGGUGUGUUUUCUGGUUUGCAUUCAACUGCACUAGUGUAAAAUAUAACUCGGUUUGAAUUUGCAA
This is a messenger RNA of Maylandia zebra (zebra mbuna), 1356 nucleotides long. It is a transcript of the gene surf2, whose product is annotated as surfeit 2. The record is from RefSeq and is a predicted model, not a curated record. NCBI's taxonomy places the organism in Eukaryota, Metazoa, Chordata, Actinopteri, Cichliformes, Cichlidae.